AUGAUAUGGUUGAGUGUCUAUGGCUCAGAAUCGGGGAAGCCCAACAAGGCUGAUGUUGUGGUGGGAGUCUGUUAUAGACCACUCAAUCAGGACAGAGAGGCUGCUGAACGCCUCGCUGAGGUGUUCCUCACCGAGGGCGGGCACGCUGUCGACGGCGGCCCGCUACCGAGGCCGGCCCCGGGACAGGCCUUGACAGCCACCGGGGCCCCGGCACCCCUCACCGCCCCGGGUCGGGGGGGCGGGCAGGGGAAGGGAGCACCUUACCGCCCCGGGGGGAAGGAAGCGGGGGAGCACCGCAGCGCCCGUGAGUUAGCAAAUAAAUACUGGGCUCCACAUGUGAAGAAAAAAUUGUCUUUUGAUUCAAAGGUUAUUGAAGAUGUAUAUACAAAAGAAAUUGUCAGGUCAAAGUUUGCUAUUAGAAAGAUAAUGCUUCUUGAAUUCAGCCAGUACCUUGAAAAUUACCUAUGGAUGAAUUAUUCUCCAGAGGUGUCCAGUAAGGCAUAUUUAAUGUCAAUCUGCUGUAUGGUGAAUGAGAAGUUCAGAGAGAAUGUCCCUGCGUGGGAGACAUUCAAAAAAAAACCAGAACACUUUCCCUUCUUUUUCAAAUGCAUACUGGAAGCAUCGCUGGUUGAAAAUGACAGUGAAUACUCUCUGCAUGAACAGACAGUCUUGCUGCUUUUCCUUGAUCACUGCUUCAAUAGUUUGGAAGUGGAUUUGAUCAGAAGUCAGGUGCAGCAGCUCAUUUCCUUACCGAUGUGGAUGGCUCUACAACCUAAACGGCUGGAACAAGAGCUGAAAAAGACACCAAAACUAAGAAAAUUCUGGAAUCUAAUUAAGAAAAAUGAUGAGAAAAUGGAUGAGGAGGCAAGAAUGCGAGCAUACCGGGAGAGAAGAUUUCUUUCACAGCUCAUUCAGAAAUUCAUUUCUGUGCUAAAAUCAAUACCUGUCUCAGGUCCUAUUUCUAUGGACAAAGUUCAUUAUUGUGAAAGAUUCAUUGAACUCAUGCUAGAUCUUGAGGCUUUGCUUCCCACACGGCGCUGGUUUAAUACAGUGUUGGAUGACUCCCAUCUCGUUGUUCACUGUUACCUGUCCAGCCUUGCUAAAAGAGAGAAGGAGGGUCAUCUCUUUUGCCAGCUUUUAGAUAUGCUUAAAUUCUACACUGGCUUUGAAAUCAACGAUCAGACUGGAAAUGCUUUGACAGAGAAUGAGAUGACAACAAUUCACUAUGACAGGAUUACUUCUUUACAGAGAGCAGCAUUUGCACAUUUCCCAGAAUUAUAUGACUUUGCACUCUCAAAUGUAGCUGCAGUAGAUACUCGUGAUUCACUGGUGAAGUUAUUUGGACCCCUUAGCUCAAACGUUCUCCACCAGGUGGCAUCAUACCUCUGCCUGCUGCCGCCCCUUCCUGACGGGGAAGACUCGAGUUAUGACAAGGAGUUUCUGCUGGAGUUGCUGGUUUCUCGGCAUGAGCGACGAAUAUCUCAAAUUCAGCAACUCAACCAGAUGCCACUUUAUCCCACAGAGAAGAUUAUUUGGGAUGAGAAUAUUGUACCAACUGAAUAUUAUUCUGGAGAAGGCUGUCUUGCACUUCCCAAAUUGAAUCUACAGUUUCUUACUCUUCAUGACUACCUGCUGAGGAACUUCAAUCUCUUCCGCUUAGAGUCUACCUACGAGAUCAGACAGGACAUCGAAGAUAGUGUCAGUAGGAUGAAACCAUGGUUAUCGGAAUAUGGAGGUGUGGUCUUUGGUGGAUGGGCUAGGAUGGCACAACCCAUUGUCUCUUUCACAGUGGUGGAGGUGGCAAAGCCCAAUAUUGGUGAAAACUGGCCCAUGCGAGUACGAGCAGAUGUUACAAUUAAUUUGAAUGUCCGAGAUAACAUCAAAGAUGAAUGGGAAGGUCUGCGUAAACAUGAUGUCUGCUUUUUGAUUACGGUACGUCCCACGCAACCUUAUGGCACCAAGUUUGACCGACGACGACCUUUUGUUGAGCAAACUGGUCUGGUGUAUGUCAGAGGCUGCGAAAUCCAGGGCAUGUUGGAUGAGAAAGGUCGUGUUAUUGAAGAAGGACCUGAACCCAAACCAAGACUUAAAGGGGAUUGCAGAACAUACAGAGUAUUUCUGGACCCAAAUCAGUAUCAACAAGACAUGACCAAUACAAUCCAAAAUGGAGCAGAAGAUGUUUAUGAGACAUUUAAUAUAAUAAUGAGAAGAAAACCAAAAGAAAACAAUUUCAAGGCUGUUCUGGAGACAAUUAGGAAUUUGAUGAACACAGAUUGUGUGGUUCCUGACUGGCUGCAUGACAUCAUUCUCGGAUAUGGAGACCCAAGUAGUGCACACUAUUCGAAAAUGCCAAAUCAGAUUGCAACUCUGGAUUUUAAUGACACUUUCUUGUCCAUUGAUCACUUAAAAGCUAGCUUUCCUGGAUACAAUAUUAAAGUGACCGUUGACAAUCCACUUCUGCAAAUACCCCCCUUCAGGAUAACUUUCCCAAUAAAGGGCGGUAAAGGAAAGAAAAGAAAAGAAGAGGAUGGGAAUGAAGAAAAAGCUGAAGAAGCUAAAACACUGAUUGUAGAGCCUCAUGUCAUUCCAAACAGGGGACCAUAUCCAUAUAAUCAACCAAAACGUGUACUUGAGCCUAUAAAAACAUUAACUGUCAGUAUUACUUCUAUAUCGUCAGUGGUAGUGGGUCCACCUGGUACAGGAAAAACUGAUGUAGCAGUCCAGAUAAUAUCCAAUCUUUAUCAUAAUUUCCCAGAACAACGAACUCUUAUAGUUACCCACUCUAAUCAGGCCUUGAACCAGCUGUUUGAAAAAAUCAUGGCUUUAGACAUUGAUGAGCGCCACCUUCUGCGUCUGGGUCACGGAGAAGAGGAAUUGGAGACAGAGAAAGAUUUCAGCAGGUAUGGAAGAGUUAAUUAUGUGCUGGCUCGAAGACUUGAACUUCUACGAGAAGUUGGGCGAUUGCAAGAGAGUCUUGGAGUCCCGGGAGAUGUUUCUUACACUUGUGAAACAGCUGGCCACUUUUUCUUAUACCAAGUAAUGUCUCGUUGGGAGGAGUACAUCAGCAAAGUGAAAGUUAAAGGUGGAAAAUUGCCAGAUGUUACGGAUGUCUCCAGUUUCUUUCCUUUUCACCAGUAUUUUGCAAAUGCUCCUCAACCAAUUUUCAAAGGCAGAUCCUACGAAGAAGAUAUGGAAAUUGCUGAAGGGUGCUUUAGACAUGUUAAGAAAAUAUUCACUCAGCUUGAGGAAUUCAGAGCAUUUGAACUUCUCCGCAGUGGCCUGGAUAGAUCCAAAUACCUGUUGGUGAAAGAAGCAAAAAUCAUUGCCAUGACUUGUACUCAUGCUGCUCUGAAGCGACACGACCUGGUUGAAUUAGGUUUCAAGUAUGACAACAUCCUAAUGGAAGAGUCUGCUCAGAUUCUGGAGAUAGAAACCUUUAUACCUCUCCUGUUGCAGAACCCCCAGGAUGGCUUCAGUCGUUUGAAGCGAUGGAUUAUGAUUGGUGACCAUCAUCAGUUGCCACCAGUCAUUAAGAACAUGGCUUUUCAAAAAUACUCCAACAUGGAGCAGUCCCUUUUUACACGGUUUGUUCGUGUUGGAGUGCCAACUGUUGAUUUGGAUGCACAAGGGAGAGCAAGAGCAAGUUUAUGUAACCUCUACAACUGGCGUUACAAGAAUCUGGGUAACCUGCCUCACGUGCAACUUCUGCCAGAAUUCAGAACAGCCAAUGCUGGGUUUUUGUACGACUUCCAGCUGAUAAACGUAGAAGACUUCAAUGGUGUGGGAGAAUCUGAACCCAAUCCUUAUUUCUAUCAGAAUCUUGGUGAAGCGGAGUAUGUUGUAGCACUCUUCAUGUAUAUGUGCCUGCUUGGUUAUCCUGCAGACAAGAUAAGUAUCCUGACAACAUACAAUGGACAGAAACACCUGAUCCGUGAUGUCAUUAAUCAGCGGUGUGGAAAUAAUCCACUCAUUGGACGACCAAACAAGGUAACAACUGUCGACAGAUUUCAAGGUCAACAAAAUGAUUAUAUUCUCCUUUCACUAGUGCGUACCAAAGCUGUAGGCCACCUUAGGGAUGUCCGACGAUUGGUUGUUGCCAUGUCAAGAGCCAGGCUCGGGCUUUAUAUCUUUGCAAGGGUAUCGCUGUUUCAGAACUGUUUCGAGCUAACUCCAGCUUUCAGCCAACUCACAGCUCGACCACUUCACCUACAUAUCGUUCCCACAGAAUGUUUUCCAACAGCAAGACAGAAUGGAGAAAGACCAUCUCACCAAAUACACAUUAUUAAGAACAUGCCUCAAAUGGCUAACUUUGUGUACAAUAUGUAUAUGCACAUGAUACAGAGCACACGCCACUAUCAACAGCGUUUACUGCCCCCACCUGCCAUGACUGAAGAAACUGAAACUACUCAGUCUCAAGAGACUGAAGUAGAAGGUGAAGUGCAAGGCAUGCAGGAAGAUGCAGAAGAAGAAAAUAAGGUAGGGGAAGAAGUGAUAAAGGAAGGAGAAUUGAAAGUGGCCGAAGUGGAUGAACAUCGAACAAUGCCAGAACACCCUGGAAGAGACAGUGAUAGUGGAGACAGUGAACCUGAGAAUGAGACUGAAAAGUGAUCCACAUGAUGUUUGUCCUCUACAUGUUUGGGAAAACGGAUGGGGGAAAAAAAGCAGUUAAAUAUAACUGCUAUUUUUACAUUGACUUUUUUAAGUGGUUGCUUGCAUAAUGGGACCUGUUUCGUAUAUCUUUCACUGAAUACUUUGUGGACAAGCGAAAUGUUUGGCAAACAUUUUACUGAGUUCUUGUCAGUAUGAGUAAUGUAAUUUGUUUAAUGACUUCAAAUGAUACACAAUUCCCUUUUUAUAAGUUCUUCAGUAAAGAUGCUUUUUAUACCA
Charadrius vociferus (killdeer) is the source of this 4887-nucleotide messenger RNA. It is a transcript of the gene AQR, whose product is annotated as aquarius intron-binding spliceosomal factor. Lineage: Eukaryota; Metazoa; Chordata; Aves; Charadriiformes; Charadriidae. Gene Ontology annotation, biological process: mRNA splicing, via spliceosome. Gene Ontology annotation, molecular function: mRNA binding; helicase activity. The coding region runs from base 1 to 4608 and encodes 1535 amino acids. The transcript has 36 exons. The record is from RefSeq and is a predicted model, not a curated record. Gene Ontology annotation, cellular component: catalytic step 2 spliceosome.